AUCAGAGCACAAAACCGUGUUCUGAGACCCCCURCAUUGAUUUUCUGAGUUAAUGCCGAUUGGCUGUUACAACGGUCUUUUUGAUUGGUCAAUCACAUGAGCAUCACAUUUCGUUCAAAAUGGCGUCUGAAAGUGUGUGGGAAAGAGCGUUUUUAGCUGUCGAAAGCCAGUUUGAAGUUCCUAGCCUUUUACCUGAACAGAAACAAGCAAUCCAAGGGUUCUUUGAAAGUCAAAAUGUCUUCGUAAAUUUACCAACAGGGUACGGGAAGUCACUGAUCUUUCAGUGUCUACCCACUGUGUCCGAUAUUAUCCAUCAGAAAGAGAGAGGUUCAAGUAUAAUCGUUGUYCUCUCUCCGCUUAUCUCUCUCAUGAAAGACCAUGUUAAUUAUCUGGGCAGAGUGGGUGUUCCAGCGAUUUCCAUUGGCGACGAGGAAGAUCCUGAUAUUAUUCAACAGGUCAUGAAUGACAACUAUAUUGUUGUGUUUGGCUCUCCCGAGUGUUUUCUGUCGACAACAACAUGGCGAGGGUUAUUUAGUACUCCAAGUUUCAGAGAGAAGUUGAUUGGCGUGGUGGUAGAUGAAGCUCACUGCAUAGUUCAGUGGGGUUUGUCAGACACAAAAAAGGUGCCAUUUCGAAAAUGGUAUGCGUGCUUAGGUGAAUUAAACUCACUUAUUCCAAAAGGCACCCAAUUGAUGGUCUUGACUGCAACUGCCACCCAGGAAACGAAAAAACAAAUAAUUGCAACUCUAAACUUGGCACCAACAAAAUUUCUGAUGAUAGAGCAGUCACCAGAAAGACCGAACUUGUUUUACUGUUUGAAGUACAUUGAUAAAAAUGAACAAAUUGAAGUUGUAUUUGGCAACUUAAUUAAAGAAGCUGGAGAUCUUAGUGCAGGUACCCCUAGAACACUUAUAUACUGUCAAACACGAAAACAGUGCUCUGUAUUGUUUAGAGUGUUUGAAAUAUUUCUGGGAGAUAAAAUGUACAAAGAUGGAUGUACUCGUCCCCAAAACCGAUUAGUAGAAAUGUUCCAUGCAGGAACACCUAAACAAGUUAAAGAGCAUAUUUGUGACAACAUGACCAAGGAAGAUGGACAUUUACGAAUUGUGAUAUGCACAGUAGCUUUUGGAAUGGGGAUAAACUGCAGUCAAGUGAGAAGAGUCAUUCAUUUUGGACCCUCCAAGACUGUUGAACAGUACAUUCAGGAAUGUGGUUGUGCAGGACGUGAUGGUCUUCCAAGCUGCUGCAUUUUACUCUUCAAUGGAUUACUGUCAUCACUCAGUGAUAAGGAUAUGAAAAACUAUGUCCAGCAUGAAGGAUGUGCUCGUGUUUGGCUCAUGUCCCACUUUGAUAGUAAAGUGUCACGUUUACAUUUGCUGCACAAAUGUUGUGGAUUCUGUGCUCAGAAAUGUAGCUGUAAAGGUGAUGAUUGUGGGGAUAUUUGGAGUCCAUCGACUGAUAAUAAGCUGGGUCCACAAUUCAGCACAUCACCUGACAACAAAUUUUCAAGAGCUGUCACUCAGCAUCAAAAGAAGGCAUUGGCGAAGGAGCUGCAUCAGUUUCGGAAAGAAUUGCUGGAAAAGGCUGACAUGGAUAAGAUGGUGACUUGCCCUAAUUUACUGAUGGAGUUUAACUCCUUUYACAUCAAUCAAGUACUUGAACACUGUGAUGUUCUCUUCUCAAUUUCAGACAUUUUAAAGUCAGUUGAAAUUUGGCGAAUGCAGUAUGCUAAUGGCAUUCUACAAGCUUUGAGUUCUGUUUGUAAUGACAUUYAACUGAAUAGUCUAGAAGAUGAUGAAGGCCCAAUUUCAUUGGAGAUGUCCAACUACUCAAAGUGGAGCCAGAUCAGGGAUGAUUCAACUCUUGCUGAACUGUUUAACAGCCAUGAUUUGGAGGAACUUAGCUCAUUUCAUAUCUGUAUGGAUACAAUUGGCAGUAGUUUUGAAGAGUCAUUUUAA
This is a messenger RNA of Exaiptasia diaphana, 1958 nucleotides long. Its product is annotated as ATP-dependent DNA helicase hus2/rqh1. Gene Ontology annotation, molecular function: ATP binding; four-way junction helicase activity; nucleic acid binding. Bases 120 to 1958 code for a protein of 612 amino acids. The transcript is spliced from 2 exons. The record is from RefSeq and is a predicted model, not a curated record. Gene Ontology annotation, biological process: double-strand break repair via homologous recombination. Lineage: Eukaryota; Metazoa; Cnidaria; Anthozoa; Actiniaria; Aiptasiidae. Gene Ontology annotation, cellular component: cytoplasm; nucleus; chromosome.